Miscanthus lutarioriparius is the source of this 570-nucleotide messenger RNA. The record is from the annotation of a GenBank genome assembly. Lineage: Eukaryota; Viridiplantae; Streptophyta; Magnoliopsida; Poales; Poaceae.
AUGUAUGGGCAAACGAGUAAGCGGCAUUCAGGCCAGAUUGUAUAUGAGCCACGACUGAUUCCAUGGCAUGCAGGCAACGGAGGACACGGCGGCAGCAGCUUCGUACCCAUGCUGCCCGAGACUCCAAGCGAGAGAGCAACAGCGCGCAAGCUGCUGUCACGUGGUGGUGUGCGGACCACACGCGAUGCGAAAGAUGUUGUGUUAAAGACUGAUGCUAAGGGCCUCUUUACCUUCUCUGCUGUUGCCCAUGGGGAGCCGUUUAGCUUCACUUUGGAGCUUUUUGGUUCAGUACUGCCAGAGGGAAGUAAAACAAAGACAAAGAUGGGCCUGCGAAACAUAAUCUGUUCAAUCCAGAAAGAAAAGAAAGGUUGGUGGAAGCGCUUGCUGAAGUCAGAGGAAAAGCAUCCAUACAUCAAAGUUGACUGGAACAAAUGGUGUGAUGAGGAUGAAGAGUCCGAGGUCUCUGGGGAUUCAGAUGAUGGCUUUGAUGAGGCAAAUGAAGGAGAUGAAAGUGAUGAUGAUGACAGGAUGCUUUAUCUCCCUGACCUUGAAAAGCUAAGGGGCAAUUGA